Molecule: messenger RNA, 4484 nt
Organism: Manis javanica (Malayan pangolin)
Lineage: Eukaryota; Metazoa; Chordata; Mammalia; Pholidota; Manidae
Source: RefSeq, a predicted model, not a curated record
GGGCCCGAGGCGGACGUGAGCAGGGCUGGACCAAGAUGGCGGUGCAGGUGGUGCAGGCGGUGCAGGCUGUCCACCUGGAGUCGGAUGCUUUCCUAGUUUGUCUCAACCACGCUCUGAGCACUGAAAAGGAGGAGGUGAUGGGGCUGUGUAUAGGGGAGUUGAAUGAUGACACAAGGAAUGACUCCAAAUUUACAUAUACCGGAUCCGAAAUGCGCACAGUUGCUGAAAAGGUUGACACUGUCAGAAUUGUUCACAUUCAUUCUGUCAUCAUCUUGCGACGCUCUGAUAAGAGGAAGGAUCGAGUGGAAAUUUCUCCAGAGCAGCUGUCUGCGGCCUCAACAGAGGCGGAAAGGUUGGCUGAACUAACAGGCCGCCCCAUGAGAGUUGUGGGCUGGUAUCACUCUCAUCCUCAUAUAACUGUUUGGCCCUCACAUGUUGAUGUUCGCACACAAGCCAUGUACCAGAUGAUGGAUCAAGGCUUUGUAGGGCUUAUUUUCUCCUGUUUCAUAGAAGAUAAAAACACAAAGACUGGCCGGGUACUCUACACUUGCUUUCAAUCCAUACAGGCCCAAAAGAGCUCAGAUGCUUGGACGGAACCCAGCGCUCAUCGCACACCCCAGCCACUGGCUAACACCCAGCCCUCGGCCACCUCCUCACAACACCCUCAGACUGCCCAAAGGACCCUGCCACGGCUCCAGCACUGUGUAGCCUCUGCCUUCGCUGCUGCCUCUCAGCCAGUGGCAUGAUAACUGUGUCCCUCUUGCAGUUGUGCCAGAACUACCACCAGGACUUAGAUACCUCUGUCAACUGCCAGAUCAACCUAGAGCUCUAUGCCUCCUACAUCUAUCUGUCUUACUACUUCAACCAUGAUGAUUUGACUUUGAAGAACUUUGCCAGAUAUUUUCUUCACCAAUUUCAGGAUAGGGAACAUGCUGAGAAACCGAUGAAGCUGCAGAACCAGCAAAGUAGUCAAAUCUUCCUUCAGGAUUCAAGAAACCACACUGUGAGUGUGCAUUACACUUGGAAAAAACAUGAAUCAGUCAUUACUAGAACUGCAAAAACUGGCCACUGACGAAAAUGACCCUCAUUUGUAGGCAACUUCAUUGAGACUCAUUACCUGAAUGAGUGGGUGAAGUCCAUUAAGAAUUGGGUGACCAUGUAACCAACUUGAGCAAGAUAGGGGUCCCUGAAUCUGGGAUGGCAGUGAUAACCAGAGCUAAGCCUUACGCUGGCUCCCCAGAGCUACACGCUGACUUCCGUGGCCACCAAGGCAGUGCAUGCUUGUUGGUGUUACCUUUACCUCUUCUGUAAGUUGUACCAAAACAUCUACUUCAGUCCUUUCAUUUGUACCACUCCUGCAAAUUUGGUAUAAAAAAAGGAUUAUAAGGUAAAACUGAACAAUCGCACACCAACACAUUACAUAACCUAAAUGAAAUGGACACAUUCCUUGAAACAUUCAAGUUGCCAAAACUGGCUCAAAAAGAAAUAGAAAAGCUGAACUGACCUAGAAAAAUUAAGUAGAUUGAAUCAAUAGUAAGAAAUGUUCCAACAAAGAAAACUCCAAGACCAGGUAACUACACUGGUUAAUUCUGCCACAUGUUUAAAGAAGAAUUAACACUAUUACUUCUCAAACUCUUCCAAAAAAUAGAAGAAGAGUGAGCACUUCUGACUCACUCUUUGAGACCAGUAUCACCCUGAUACCAAAGCCAGACAAAGAUGUCAGAAAAAAAAAGGUUAAAAUAGCACAAAUAUGCCUUACAAAUACAGAUAUACAAGUGUUCAAUGAAAUAUUAGCAUACUGAAUCCAACAGUACAUUAAAGGAUUGUACACCAUAACCAAGUGGGAUUUACCCCCGGCAUACAACCAAUGUUCAACACAAGAAAAUCAAUUGAUGAAAUAAACCAUAUUAAUAGAACAAAGGAAAAAACACAUUAUCAUCUCAGUUGAUGCACAAAAAGCAUUUGACAAAUUCCAAUACCAUGUUAUGAUAAAAACACUCAGAAAACUAGGAAUAUACGGACCAUUCCUUAACAUUUAUGGGCAUUUAUGAAUAUACACAGCUAGCAUUUGACCUAAUGGUGAAAGAUUGAAAGCUUUCCCCCUAAGAUUGGGAACAACACAAGGAUGCCCAGUUUAACCACUGCUAUUCAACAUUAGACUGGUAGUUCUAGUCAAAACAAUUAGGAAAAAAAAAAGGUCCAAGUUGGAAAACAAGAAGUAAAAGCUAUCUUUAUUUGCAGAUGACAUGAUUCUCUAUAUAGAAAAUCCCAAAGAGGCCUCCAAAAGCUACUAGAGCUAAUAAAUGCUGGUGUGCAGCAUGGACAAUCCAAAAGGGAAAUUAAGAAAACAAUUUCACUUAACAAUAGCAUCCAAAAUAAAAUACCCUAGGAAAAAAAAUUUAACCAAGGAGGGGAAAGAGUUGUAAAGUUGAAAGUAGAAUAUGCUGCUGAAAGAAAUGAUCACCUAAGUAAAUCAAAAGACAUCCCAUGUGCCUGGAUUGAAAGACUUAAAUUCAGUUUAAUCCAGAAACACAAGGUUCUUUUGGCUUCAGUAAAUCUAAAUGUAAUUCAAAAUGUAAUCUAAUUAACUACAUCAAAUUAAAGGAGAAAAACCCUACAGUUGUAUAUCAAUAGAUACUGGGAAGAAAUUGACAAAGAUCAUUGUUAAUGGAUACUGUCAGGUACUUGAUGUGCCUCCUUUCAUUUAAUUUUCCCAGCAACCCUGUGCCCCCUUUUACUGAUGAGGAAACAAGCUCAGAAGUUAAGAGACUUGCACAAAUUCACAAAGCUGGCAUACAGGGCCAUUUUCAGUGUCAGGCACUAAUUUUAUGUUUGUCAGCCCUGAGUUACCCACUAAUAUCCUUGGCUUUAAUUUCUAUAAAGUUAUUUGUCUCUUUUUCCUGCUGGUUUUGAUGAUUUCUUUAUAUGUUCUGGAAAUUUCAUCUUUUGUCUGUCAAGUAUGUUGUAGAUAUUUAGCACCAGGCUGACUUUGUUUAUUGUGAUUUGUCAGACUAAAAGCUUUAAAACAAUGAAUCAGUGUUAUCCAUCAUUUUAUUUAUUCCUUUCUCUUCUUUAAAAGACCUCUUUUCCUUAAGAACAUAAAUAUAGUCUUACUUUCUUCUUCUUUUAUAAUUUUGGUCUUUAAAUUUAGAACCUUAAUUCAUCUGGAACUUACCUUUAGUUAACUCCUUGCAGUUGGAGUCAAACUUCAUUUUAUCCCAAAUGAGUAACUAGUUGUUCCUGCACCACUUUUUGAGCAGUAUACUGCAUAUCCACUGAUUUGAAAAGCCAUUUUGAUCAUAUACUGUUUCUUUGUAUAUACAUGAGCCCAUUUCUGGUCUUUUCUUUACUCCCUUGAUGGGUUUAUCUUCUAUUCCUUUGCCAAUAUCCUACUUUUUCUUUGCUUAGUUACUAUGGCUUUUUAGCAUGGAAACAGGCAGUGUGUGCAGCGACUGAGAGCAUGGGGCCUUGAGCCAGACAGCCUGGUUUGAGUACUGAAGCUACCUUUAACUAGGUGGUGACUUUGGGAAAAUAAUUCAAGCUCUAUCUCAGUUUUACUUUAAUGUAAUAUGGAGAUACUAUAUCACUAUUCAGUUCUUAAAAUUAUUGUGAGGAUGAAAGGAAUUAAUGUUAAGUAACCAACCCAGCCUGCCGUCAGGCUAGCACAAGCAGGCAUUUUCACAGCUGUCUAGUGCUCUUCUCUGGCUCCCUAAUUAAUGGCUCAGGUGUGCAGGAAUGAGAGCAUAAGGGGCGGGGGUGGGGCAGAGGGGAAACUACCCUGGCUCAGGAGCCAUAAGGGACCCUCCCUCUGUUAACAGUCCCCUGUGCAGAGCAUCCCCAGGUCCCUGUCCAGGAUGGCCCAAGAACAAGAGGUGCGCUGCACUUGAGCCCAGGCUGUGGCUGCCACCAGGUGUCAGUUAUGUUCCCUCGCAGCCCUCCCAGCCCAGCUGCAGGGCACCAGCCAGGGCAUUUUCCCAGAAGCAGGCCUGCCUGGUCACGCAGGUGACCGCCUGCCUUCAUCAGGUUUUCAGGGGAACAGCUAGCAAGCCAGUCCAAGGUCAGUUCCCCACCUUCAAGGACAAAGAAUUUUGGUAAUCCUAUUUUCACUAUUUCCAGGAGGAGUGGAGAAUAUAUGGCAGCAAAACCAACAAAUAUCCACUAUAAGAUUUCUCAUUAGAUUAACAGGUUUUGUUGCUUUUCUAAAUAGGAUUUUUUCCCUUCUUUCUAUUAUAAAUUCUGGAUGAUUAUCCUUCCAUAGGUGCUAUGGAUUUCCCUGUGUUGCUCUUGUAACUAGAUACACCGCUGAACUCUGUUAGUAGUAGUAGUUUGCCAUUGGAUUGUAAUGGAUUUUUCUAUUGUUCUUUAAUCAUGAAUGUCUCUGUUCUUAUCAAAUGCCUGUUUGUCAUUUUCUGAGUUACUAAUGUGAUUGUUUUCCCUUUAAGUUUAGUAAAGGUAAUGAUUUAUAUUGAAAGCUUUCUAAAUAG